AUGACACAUUCAGAUCAACCAUCAUUUGGUAAAAAGUUAUUCAAUGCAGGUGUUUUUGGAUCAGUAGGUGGAGCAGUUGUUGCAUUCAACAAGACAUUCAAUCACAGUGUUUUUGUAGAUGAUCCAAAAAAGUUCAUUCAAUCAUCAAAAGGCUUCUAUGGUAAAGCAGUUGGUUCAGGUAUUAUUGCAUGUAUGGCUUAUACUGGUACCAAACACGUUUUAGAACAAGCUCGUGGUACUGAAGAUUAUUUAAAUAAUACUGCUGGUUCAAUUGUAACUGCUUUUUGUUUAGGUGCUUUCACCAAUUCAUUAAAAGUUGGUGUUAGAUCAGGUCUUCUUUUAAUUCCACUUACCAUUCUUACUGAUAUGAUCAAUACUGAAAUGAAUUCAUCACAAAAUCUUAUUGAUUCUAGAUAUGACACCCAAGGAAAAGCAAAACUUGUCAUUCAUAAUAAAAUGGAAGAAUUAAAUGCACAAAACUAG
Dictyostelium discoideum AX4 is the source of this 483-nucleotide messenger RNA. RefSeq lists its product as hypothetical. The coding region runs from base 1 to 483 and encodes 160 amino acids. NCBI's taxonomy places the organism in Eukaryota, Evosea, Eumycetozoa, Dictyosteliales, Dictyosteliaceae. The transcript is spliced from 2 exons. The record is from RefSeq and is a predicted model, not a curated record.